UGGGUGUUGGAGCCGCCGGCCCCGCGCGCUCAGAAACAUGCUGAGGUCCCGGCGGCUCUUCCAGCAGCGACAGCGGCUCCAGCAGCAGCGGCGGCGGCGGCGGCGGAGACAGCGCUCGGCUACGGAGGAGAAGGCGCCCGGCGUCCAUGCCUCCGGCCCCGAGCCGCGGCUGUCCUGACCUGGCCGCGACCUCCCCGCGCGGGCCCCGCAGCCCCGGCUCCUGGGGUGCUCCCCAGGCGCGGCCCAGCCCCGCCACACCCCCCGCCCCCGGCCUCCGCAGCUCGGCAUGGGCGCGGGGGCGCUCGCCCUGGGCGCCUCCGAACCCUGCAACCUGUCGUCGGCCGCGCCGCUGCCCGACGGCGCGGCCACCGCGGCGCGGCUGCUGGUGCUCGCGUCGCCUCCCGCCUCGCUGCUGCCUCCAGCCAGCGAGGGCUCAGAGCCGCUGUCGCAGCAGUGGACCGCGGGUAUGGGCCUACUGCUGGCUCUCAUCGUACUGCUCAUCGUAGUGGGCAACGUGCUGGUGAUCGUAGCCAUCGCCAAGACCCCACGGCUGCAGACGCUCACCAACCUCUUCAUCAUGUCCCUGGCCAGCGCCGAUCUGGUCAUGGGACUGCUGGUGGUGCCUUUCGGGGCCACCAUCGUGGUGUGGGGCCGCUGGGAAUACGGCUCCUUCUUCUGCGAGCUCUGGACUUCGGUAGACGUGCUGUGUGUGACGGCCAGCAUUGAGACCCUGUGUGUCAUCGCCCUGGACCGCUACCUCGCCAUCACGUCGCCCUUUCGCUACCAGAGCUUGCUGACGCGCGCGCGAGCGCGGGCCCUCGUGUGCACAGUGUGGGCCAUCUCGGCGCUGGUGUCCUUCCUGCCCAUCCUCAUGCACUGGUGGCGGGCUGAGAGCGACGAAGCGCGCCGCUGCUACAACGACCCCAAGUGCUGCGAUUUCGUCACCAACCGGGCCUACGCCAUCGCCUCGUCCGUCGUCUCCUUCUACGUGCCCCUGUGCAUCAUGGCCUUCGUGUACCUGCGGGUGUUCCGCGAGGCCCAGAAACAGGUGAAGAAGAUCGACAGCUGCGAGCGCCGUUUCCUCGGCGGCCCGGCCCGGCCGCCCUCGCCCGCGCCUUCGCCGUCACCAGGGCCACCGCGCCCCGCAGACUCGCUGGCCAACGGGCGCUCGAGCAAAAGGCGGCCGUCGCGCCUCGUGGCUCUGCGCGAGCAGAAGGCGCUCAAGACACUGGGCAUCAUCAUGGGUGUAUUCACGCUCUGCUGGUUGCCCUUCUUCCUGGCCAACGUGGUGAAGGCUUUCCACCGCGACCUGGUGCCGGAUCGCCUCUUCGUCUUCUUCAACUGGCUAGGCUACGCCAACUCGGCCUUCAACCCCAUCAUUUACUGCCGCAGCCCCGACUUCCGCAAGGCUUUCCAGCGCCUGCUCUGCUGCGCGCGCCGGGCCGCCUGCAGACGCCGCGCAGCCCACGGGGACCGGCCGCGCGCCUCCGGCUGCCUGGCAAGAGCUGGGCCGCCGCCGUCCCCCGGAGCUCCCUCGGACGACGACGACGACGACGCCGGGGCCACCCCACCGGCGCGCCUGCUGGAGCCCUGGGCCGGCUGCAACGGCGGGACGACCACUGUGGACAGCGAUUCGAGCCUGGACGAGCCGGGGCGCCAGGGCUUCUCCUCGGAGUCCAAGGUGUAGAGGGCCAGGCUCUCUGGGCGCACGGACGCCGCUCCCCUUAGUCCCGGGCUGGACACGGGCUCUGCAUCCCUAGAGGAAGAAAGCCCGCCUGGGCGCCCCUGAGCCGCUCCCCCGGAGAGAGGAGAUCUCUGUUUACUCAAGACCGAAAGCAGGUGAAAGCAAAGCCCCACAGAUCUAUUGAAUCAUCCGAGACGUACAGAAAAACCCCCGGACCGAGCGUUGCGCUAAAAGGAAAGUUUGGGAGGAGUUGGAAGAGUGUGGCUUAGUGUAGCUUACUGGUUUGUCUUGAGUUCCUUUCUCUCUGAGGUUCGGCCUUUCGUGUGUUUAAUGCACCUUUAGGCAUUUUCCCCCCAGGUGGGUUUUGACACUUUCUGCAAGGACCCGAAAGGAAACUAGGAGGGGAAGAGAAGGGGAGGGUUGGAAUCUAUCACCUGGCCUUCCGGUUCCACACCUAGGAACCUAAGUAUUCAGCUCUGGUUUGGGGUGGGGGCGGGGGCGGUGAUAAUUAGCCAGGAAGUGUUUCCUUUUGCUUUUCUGAAGAAAUUGCAUAUUAAUUCCGGAGUACUGGUGUCUCCUUUUCUUAAAGCAAAGGGAAAAGAAGGAUGCAAAACAGACAAAUCUGGUUUCUAGAAACUGUGUGGAGCACCGUUCACCUUGCUUUCUCCUGGAGGGCAAACUCUGUCCCCUGCACGCGCGCCUCGGUGGUCCUGCUGUGUGGGUCCUCUACCUCACUCUGUGCACAUUGCACAGCAAGAUAGAAAGACUUGUUUAUAUUAAACAGCUUAUUUAUGUAUCAAUAUUAGUUGGAAGGACCAGGCGCUGAGUCUCUCUCUGUGACAUGUGACUCUGUCAACUAAAGAUAGGACAGAACAAAAGGAAACAGUUGAGAUUAUUGCACAUGUGGCUAAAAACAAAGACAACAACAACAACAACAAAAAGGCAGUGGUCAGAAGGCCAUUUUGCACAGUGUUAGGCAUUGUAAAAUCCAUAGAAGUUGUUAACUUACACAAAAAAAAAUUAAAUAUUUUUAGUGGGACGGGGAGGUGGGCAGAUCUUUAAAAAGCUAAAAUAAAAUUCAAACUCAGUUUCUCUUGUCUAUUAUGUUAUUGAGUUGAUGGCUUAUUGGGAAAUUACUUUUUAUACUCUUAUCAUGGUACUGUAAGUGUAUCCAUAUUAUAAAUAUUAUUAUCUUACAUAUUUUUAUUAUUAUUUUUUGAUGUCCAAGUGCCCACGUGAAUCUGCUGGUAAAAUUUAGCACUUGUGUGUAUAUUCUAUCUCUUCUUGUGUGUGUGACCAAGUAUUUAUACUCUGGUGCAAUUAACUACCAUGUGGAGAAUUGGUCCAUGUGCAAUAAAAACAGCAGUGCAGCUGAA
Molecule: messenger RNA, 3060 nt
Organism: Apodemus sylvaticus (European woodmouse)
Lineage: Eukaryota; Metazoa; Chordata; Mammalia; Rodentia; Muridae
Gene: Adrb1
Product: adrenoceptor beta 1
Exons: 1
Coding region: 287-1687 (466 amino acids)
Biological process (GO): positive regulation of heart rate by epinephrine-norepinephrine; norepinephrine-epinephrine-mediated vasodilation involved in regulation of systemic arterial blood pressure; adenylate cyclase-activating adrenergic receptor signaling pathway
Cellular component (GO): membrane
Molecular function (GO): beta1-adrenergic receptor activity
Source: RefSeq, a predicted model, not a curated record